AUGCCAUGCUCUAGAUUCUUCCUGAUUCCCAUCUUAUGCCUUGUAAACGUCUACGCCAACCUCGUUCUCGCCUCGGGCUCGGAGUGGAACGACGACAUCGCAAAGCGCGCCCACGACCCCCUCAACACGAUUGAAAGUAAACAGGAGCACCAUUUCGCAGGCCUUGGACCACGAGACAGUGCAGCUCGAUCAUCAUACUGGAAACCACUACGGCUCUCGCAACGAGAGCCCCCUUCAGACUUCGAGGCUCAACUCGCCGACGUCGCUAAUCAGCUCACCUCUAGUCUCAACACGCUCUGGGCACUCAUCCAACGUGAAUACAACAUCGGCCCUCCAGUCAUUGCUUCGGGAUCCUCACAUCCCACGGUGUACCCGAUAACGUUUGCCAACAGCCAUGGCAGCUAUCCGACACCGGGACCUUCCAGUACACCAACGGCGGCAGCAUCCUCCUCCUCCUCAUCUAGCCAGCAAACGCCCUCUGGCACAUACGCCUUCAACCCACAGGCCUCCGACCUCAAUAUCGUGUACUACUCCCAAACAGACCUGACGAAGACCGUCACUCUGACGCAGGUCUGCUCGGAUCCUUCGGUCGACGUGGUCAUCCUAGCCUUCAUCACCAGCCUCUUCGGCAAAGGGGGCUACCCGAGCAUGAACAUGGCAUCCAACUGCUGGGCACCCAGCGCCGCGCAACAAAACGCCGGUGCGACAGGGCUGCUGGACUGCGUAGGUGACGGAUUCGCCGUCCAGAUCUCCUCGUGCCAGUCUCUGGGCAAAAAAGUCCUCAUCAGCAUGGGCGGCAUAUACUCCAACCUGCAGAUCUCGAGCACCGACCAAGCUACACAAGCAGCCCAAUUGCUAUGGAAUUUGUUCCUCGGCGGUACCGACGCCGCGACCGCACCGCUGCGUCCCUACGGCAGCGUGGUCCUCGACGGGAUUGAUCUAGACAAUGAAAACCCCUCCAACGCUCAAUACAUGCCAUCCCUGAUGGCUGCCCUUCGGACCCUCAUGGCCACCGACUCCGCAAAAUCAUACUACCUCUCCGCGGCCCCUCAAUGCCCUCAACCAGACCAAUCGAUCCUCGUUCCCGGGCUUCUCGACGUGGUCGACUUCUUCAACGUGCAGUUCUACAACAACCCGUCGUGCCAACUCGGCUCAGGCCAAGGCUUUCUCGACUCCCUGACUUCGUGGUCGAGCAGCCUCCUCCUUCCAGCCGUACACGGCGGCCCGGGACCAUCGUCCAGGCCAAGAUCACCACCGCGGCGGAAAAGGUCACGCGCCUCUCUUUCCACUCGUAGAACUCAGAUCCCUCCAGCUUCCUUUGGCGACGCGGCACCUGGCGCCAGCAGCAACGGCGGCGGCGGCGGCGACGACGACAAUGACGACAACACUGGCUUCAUGAACAUCAACAACGGCGUCACAUACCCGAGACUCCUCGUCGGCACGCCUGCCUUCGGCGCCGCAGGGACCGGGUACGUGACCGUUGCACAGUACAAGGAUAUACUGGAACAGGUCAAGGCGUUGCGUCUGCCCAACGUGGCAGGAGCCAUGUUUUGGGAUGGCGCGUACGAGAUCAGGAGUGGUGCUCCCGUCGACGGUGCAGGCACGAACAAGACGUACGUUCAGGUUGUCAGGGAUGUUUUGGGAUGA
This is a messenger RNA of Exophiala spinifera, 1647 nucleotides long. RefSeq lists its product as uncharacterized. The transcript has 2 exons. Gene Ontology annotation, molecular function: chitinase activity. The coding region runs from base 1 to 1647 and encodes 548 amino acids. Gene Ontology annotation, cellular component: extracellular region. Gene Ontology annotation, biological process: carbohydrate metabolic process. The record is from RefSeq and is a predicted model, not a curated record. Lineage: Eukaryota; Fungi; Ascomycota; Eurotiomycetes; Chaetothyriales; Herpotrichiellaceae.